Molecule: messenger RNA, 858 nt
Organism: Cladocopium goreaui
Lineage: Eukaryota; Dinophyceae; Suessiales; Symbiodiniaceae
Source: the annotation of a GenBank genome assembly
AUGAAUCAACCAUCAAUCAUCCAAAGUUUCCAGGAACUUCACUUGUCAUUCAACCUCUCGGAGCUCAUUUUCCACGUGAGCAGCAGCGACGCCGUGCUGCUCUCGCUGCUGUUGGGCUCGCUGGGCAGCGCCAGCGGCCGAGCGGCCGAGGAGGAGCCGCCGGAGGCGCCGCGGCGGACGACGCUGGACGUGGUGGCCGCGGGGGUGUCGCUGCGACUGCUGCAUGCCAGUGCCAAGAGAGAGGCGUCUUUGAAGGUCCUGGCGAGAUUGGACAUUGGAGUGCAGGAAAUUCACAUGGUGAGUGAAGAAAAGGUGGAACUCUUGUUGUACAGCUUACAGCAUGUGUUGCUCUCGGACUACAAACAAGAGGUGACCCUCGUGAGAUUCUUCGGGGAGGAAAGUCAACAGUGCGCCAAACUCCGCUUGGGCAGCGGUGCAGGGCAUGCCCGAGAAGCUUCGGUGCUGUUGGGACAUUUGCAGAUCUUGGCACACUGGAAUCUCUGCAGCUCCCUGUUGGUGUCCCUGGUGCUUAUGAAGAGCGCCGUGGCGGGAGCGCAGGGCCGCCAGAUGGCCAGUUCCGCCUCGUCGUCGAGCCCAUCCUCUGGAAAUUCGCAGGGCGGAGCCAAAAAGAUGGUGCUGCGGGGUCGCUGGCAGCAGAUCAUGUUCUACGUGCCAACCUUUGGAGAAGGACUGGAGGAAAAGGGUGGCCUUUUACUGAGUUGCGGCCUACAGAUAGCUGGAGGUCCUGUGCAGAAAGGAUACUGGAAGGGCAAAGCACAGGUGUCACAGCUGUCGCUCAUGGCUGUGGAUUCCAUGGAAGCCACAGCAGCCAGGAGAGGGUGGGACUCUGACCGGUGA